CUUGUCUGCAUUUCCUGGUCAAAGUAAAAAAGCUCACAAUGUCUAUGCGAAAGUACCUGGAGCGCUCGGCUGUCGCGCUGAAGCAGGGCGUGGAGAGCGCGUACUCUGGCGACUUUAUGAACCGCCAGCUUGACUACACUGUCGCCAAAGUGAAUUGCCGCGCUGAUUUGCAAAACUGGGUGCGUGGCUCGGACCGCGACGUCGGCGGGUUCUCCGAUGCAUACCUGGACACAACGCGCCAUGGGCACGCCAAAUUCCACGGCUACAUUUCACAGAAGCUGCCCGAAGACCCACGCUUCACACGCAGCGGCUACGCAAUGGUACGAUCUUGCCAGCCCCAGUCACACAUGUUUGGCGGCAAGUACUGGGACAGCUCGCUGUUCCGGUACCUGAUGCUGAGAGUCAGGGCUGACAACCGCAAGUAUUUUGUGAAUCUGAAGUCGUCGACUGUCGUGCAGACCGAUAUCUACCAGCACCUGCUGCCGAUCCGCACGCCUGGCCGGUGGGAGACAGUGGUAAUUCCGUUCAACGAGUUUACGCUGACAAGCAAUUCGGUCAUUAUUGCGUCACAGCCCGGAAUGUCUGAGACCGAGAUGGAGACUGUGGGCUUUUCGAUUUCAGACAGGCAGGAAGGCCCAUUCUGCUUGGAGUUUGCGUGGAUCAAGGCACUCGACAAGGACCUGUAG
Molecule: messenger RNA, 686 nt
Organism: Linderina pennispora
Lineage: Eukaryota; Fungi; Kickxellomycota; Kickxellomycetes; Kickxellales; Kickxellaceae
Product: NADH:ubiquinone oxidoreductase complex I intermediate-associated protein 30
Exons: 2
Coding region: 39-686 (215 amino acids)
Biological process (GO): mitochondrial respiratory chain complex I assembly; mitochondrial electron transport, NADH to ubiquinone
Cellular component (GO): mitochondrion
Source: RefSeq, a predicted model, not a curated record